This is a messenger RNA of Tripterygium wilfordii, 3613 nucleotides long. RefSeq names its product transcriptional corepressor SEUSS-like. Lineage: Eukaryota; Viridiplantae; Streptophyta; Magnoliopsida; Celastrales; Celastraceae. Gene Ontology annotation, biological process: positive regulation of transcription by RNA polymerase II; negative regulation of transcription by RNA polymerase II. Gene Ontology annotation, cellular component: nucleus; transcription regulator complex. Bases 673 to 3408 code for a protein of 911 amino acids. The transcript is spliced from 10 exons. The record is from RefSeq and is a predicted model, not a curated record.
AUACAAUUUUGACGUCCGUAAGGACACAGCGCAGCAUAUCACUCCCCUUCUCUCUCUAUCUCUGAUUCUCUCUCUACCUCCUUCUCUCUCUAGAUACAGCGAAGGGACGCACAGCACAUACUACGCCAAAAACUCUCAGAAGAAACAAAGCAGUAUGUAUUAGAUUUUGGAUUAGAUUACUACAGCAGAAAUCGACGAACCCUAGAGGGGGACUUCAAACUCAUACAGCAGCUCUGUCUACUGACUAAAAGACAUGAAUUUUGAUUCUUUAUGAGUUUGAUUGAGGAAAUAAGCCUGUGUAUUAGAUAUUCUCUCAUACUGGGUCUCAGUUGAGAGAUUCAUGUGAAAGCCGUGAGGAUUGGUCGUCAAUUGGAGGCAGUGGAAUCGAGAAUGUUCAGAAUCCAAACGUGUUCAUUGGUAUUUAUUUCUUUGGUCUGUUGCUUUUGUUUGGUGAAGCUCAACGCAGUACUUUCAGGCUCAGAACUCACCCCAUUUUUAUGGUGCACAACAAGGGCUUUGAAUCCUACACCUGUGGAUGUGAGCUUGAAAUGUUAAAUAAUUUGGGUAUUUUCAGUUUUUCACACCUUGUGUGACUGUUGUAUUCAUAGAAUAAUUCAUGUUUUAGAAGUUUUGGUACUCUCUUGAGUGCUUUUAGAUUUUGAUUCUUAGAAAAUGGUACCUUCGGGGCCGCCUACUCCUUUGGGUGGUGCCCAGUCUGUUCCCCCUUCACUUUUGAGGUCCAAUUCUGGAAUGUUGGGUGGUCAAGGGGGUGGUCCUCUGCCUUCGCAAACUGGAUUCCCUUCGCUUGUAUCACCUCGUACUCAGUUUAAUAACAUGAAUAUGCUUGGAAAUGUGCCCAAUGUGUCUUCUCUAAUUAAUCAGUCUUUUGCAAAUGGAGGCCCAAAUAUGGGGCUUUCCGGUUUGGGGAGUAGCCAGCGAGGAGAUAUUGAUUCUGGAGCGGAGUCAGAUCCCCUAUCAAGCAUUGGCGGUGGAGUGGGGUUCAAUGCUCCAUCUUCUUUCAUACCUUCAAACAUGGUGAAUCCUAGUACAUCUGGUCAAGUUCAGGGUCAGCAGUUUUCCAAUGCUUCUGGUAACAAGCUAUUGCCAGAGCAGCAGCAGAUACAACAACAUGAACCUCAAAAUUUUCAGCAUACUCAACAAUCAAUGCAACAGUUCUCCGCCCCUCACAGUACCCAGCAGGUGCAGCAGCAACAGCAGUUCCAAUCUAUUCGAGGAGGGCUACCUGCUGUUGGCCCAGUCAAGAUGGAGCCACAGACAACCAAUGAUCAACAUGGAUCGCAGCAGCAGCAGACACAGCAGUUGCAGUCAUUGAGAAAUCUUGGCCAAGUGAAAAUGGAAGCCCAGCAACUCCAAAAUAUGAGGAAUUUGGUUCCUGUGAAGAUGGAACCCCAACAUUCAGAUCAGUCUUUGUUUCUGCAUCAACAACAACAGCAGCAGCAGCAGCAACAGCAGCAUCAGUUCCUCCACAUGUCAAGGCAGUCUUCUCAAGCUGCUGCUGCACAAAUGAAUCUCCUGAAUCAGCAAAGAAUUUUGCAGCUUCAACAACAACACCAUCAACAGCAACUCUUGAAGACAAUGCCCCAACAACGGUCCCAAUUAUCACAACAGCAAUUUCAGCAACAUAAUUUACCUUUGAGGUCUCCCGCAAAACCACCAUAUGAACCUGGGAUGUGUGCCCGGCGCCUCACACAUUAUAUGUAUCAACAGCAACACAGGCCUGAGGACAACAACAUAGAAUUCUGGAGAAAAUUUGUUGCUGAGUACUUUGCUCCCCAUGCCAAAAAGAAAUGGUGUGUUUCUCUGUAUGGAAGUGGCCGGCAAACAACUGGAGUUUUCCCUCAGGAUGUAUGGCACUGUGAGAUAUGCAAUCGCAAGCCAGGCCGUGGUUUUGAGGCAACUGUGGAAGUUCUUCCAAGAUUGUUCAAGAUCAAGUACGAAAGUGGUACUUUAGAAGAACUUCUUUACGUUGAUAUGCCCCGUGAAUAUCAUAAUACCUCUGGUCAAAUUGUCCUGGAUUAUGCAAAAGCUAUACAAGAAAGUGUUUUUGAGCAACUUCGUGUUGUACGAGAUGGUCAACUUCGGAUAGUUUUCUCUCCAGAAUUGAAGAUAUGCUCUUGGGAAUUCUGUGCUCGGCGUCAUGAGGAGCUUAUCCCUCGAAGAUUGCUGAUUCCUCAGGUUAGUCAGCUUGGGUCUGCAGCUCAAAAAUAUCAGGCUGCCACCCAAAAUGCAUCAUCUAACUUGUCAGUUCCUGAGUUACAGAAUAACUGUAAUAUGUUUCUUUCAUCAGCUCGUCAACUAUCAAAAGCUUUGGAAGUGCCAUUGGUUAAUGAUUUGGGAUAUACAAAGAGAUACGUGCGAUGCCUUCAGAUAUCAGAAGUGGUUAACAGUAUGAAAGAUUUAAUUGAUUACAGUCGAGACACAGGGACUGGACCCAUGGAGAGUUUGACUAAGUAUCCUCGGAGGACAAGUGCUUCAUCUGGGUUUCACAAUCAAGCUCAACAGCCUGAGGAACAGUUACAGCAACGGCAACAGCAGACAUUGGCUCAGAACUCUAACGGUGACUCUGGCCAAGCAAAUGCGAUGCAACUCACAGCUGGUAAUGGCAUUGGUGGUGUAAAUAAUCCUCUUAACGCAGCAUCGACUUCUACCCCUGCCAGCACCGUUGCUGCCCUUAUCCACCAGAAUUCAAUGAAUUCCAGACAGCAAAAUUCGAUGAAUAAUGCCAGCAGUCCCUAUGGAGGAAAUUCUGUUCAGAUUCCUUCUCCUGGUUCCUCUAGCACAAUUCCAAAUGUGCAACCCAAUCCUUCCCCUUUUCAAUCUCCAACACCCUCCUCAUCCAACAAUCUCCCACAAGCAUCUCACAGUGCUUUACCUGCCACCAAUCAUAUUGGUUCCACAAAUUCACCUGCAAAUAUUUCCUUGCAACAGCCAGCUCUUUCUGGUGAUGCUGACCAGGGUGAUUCUCAUAGCUCUGUCCAGAAAAUUAUUCAUGAAAUGAUGAUGUCCAGCCAACUCAAUGGCACAAGUGGUGGUAUUGGUGGUGCUUCUUUAUUGGGGAAUGAUGUAAAAAAUGUCAAUGGGAUCAUACCAACAAAUAACAGCGCAGGUCUGAAUGGCGGCAAUAGCUUGAUGGGCCAUGGAACAGUGGGCAAUUCUGGUAUGGGAAGUGCUGGAUACAACACCAUGGGUGGUGGACUUGGUCAGUCUGCCAUGGUCAAUGGACUUGGAUCUACAAUGGGUAAUAACUCCAUUGUGAAUGGAAGGAUAGGAUUGAGUGCCAUGGUUCGUGAUAAUCAGCAACAGGAUUUGGGAAACCAGCUUCUCAGCGGUUUAGGAGCAGUUAACGGGUUUAAUAAUCUUCAGUUUGAUUGGAAAUCAUCCCCUUGAAGGCUUAUUUUGAUCUGCUGAUGUUUCAUCCUUGAAUGUAGCUUAUGGCUUAAUUGCCUUGGCCCUGUGUAAAAAUUGCAGUACACUGGUGUAGUCUUGGGGCUUCCAUCCUUGUACUAAUUUCAGGAAAAAAUGAAGGGUUAAAGGUAGCAGUGUUUGGUCAAUUAAAUAUUUAUUUUUAAAUGCUUUAGAUCUUCAUUUUUUU